Messenger RNA from Caenorhabditis bovis, 945 nucleotides. NCBI's taxonomy places the organism in Eukaryota, Metazoa, Nematoda, Chromadorea, Rhabditida, Rhabditidae. The record is from the annotation of a GenBank genome assembly.
AUGUCAGACGAAAAACUCAAACUCGCCGAGAUCGAUAAUCUCAAAAAGGUUGCCUUCUUUGGCAUCUCUGUUGCGACAAUCGCAACUUUAGUCGCUAUUGUUGCCACUCCAAUGAUGUACAGCUAUAUGCAGCAUGUGCAAUCUUCCCUACAGAAUGAAGUCGACUUUUGCCGACACCGAACUGACGGUCUUUGGGAUGAAUUUGGACGAUUCGAGAUGUCGAACGGCAAAGAGUUGAGAAUCAAGAGAGCUGCCCGGGCUCGUGCAUAUGGUGCUGAUAUUUAUGGAGCUGGAGGUGGUGGUGGUGGAGGUGGUGGUGGUUAUGCUACGGGCGGAGGAGGCGGUGGAGGCGGUGGUGGUUGCUGCUCGUGCGGAAUCGGAGCCGCCGGACCACCAGGACCACCAGGACCUGAUGGACAGCCAGGCACCGACGGACAAGCUGGAAACCCAGGACAAGCUGGAUCGGAUGCUCAGCAAGCUACGCCAUCAGCCGGCGACUUCUGCUUCGACUGCCCACCAGGACCACCAGGACCACCAGGAAACCCGGGAGGACCUGGACCAGCUGGAAACCCAGGAGCUCCGGGAAAUACCCCAUCGGGUGGAGGCGCUGGACCACCAGGACCACCAGGACCACCAGGACCACCAGGAAACGACGGGCAGCCAGGAGCACCAGGAAACCCAGGAGCUCCAGGACAGGUUGUCGAACAACCAGGAACCGCCGGACCACCGGGACCACCUGGACCAGCUGGACCACCAGGACCGCCAGGAAAUCCAGGAGCUGGAGGAUAUGCACAACCAGGACCACCAGGACCUCCAGGAGACGCUGGACCGGAUGGAGCCCCAGGAAACCCAGGACAGCCAGGACCACCAGGAGACGCCGGAAGCUCAGGAUCCGGAGGCGGCUGCGACCACUGCCCUCCGCCAAGAACCGCUCCAGGAUACUAG